Metarhizium album ARSEF 1941 is the source of this 1584-nucleotide messenger RNA. RefSeq names its product Major facilitator superfamily domain, general substrate transporter. Gene Ontology annotation, cellular component: membrane. Gene Ontology annotation, molecular function: transmembrane transporter activity. Gene Ontology annotation, biological process: transmembrane transport. Bases 1 to 1584 code for a protein of 527 amino acids. The transcript has 4 exons. The record is from RefSeq and is a predicted model, not a curated record. Lineage: Eukaryota; Fungi; Ascomycota; Sordariomycetes; Hypocreales; Clavicipitaceae.
AUGGCCGGGUAUGGGUAUACAAUUGCCUCGAGGAUCCUCCGUCAGGCAGAGGUCCAACUUCCAUCUUGGACUCGAGUCCGCAUGCGCAUUCGCAUCCUCACCGCCGGCGACAUGUCAAAGUCAACGCAGUGGAAGGCCAUGACGGUCAUGGCCGUCGAUGGUUUUGGCUAUGCUCUGGCCAAGUCGGCCCAGACCUUUCUCAUCGAGCAAGCUCUAUGUCGAACAUUCUACGCCAUCAGCGACCCCGCCGUGAUCCGGCCCGACGGCAGCGUGCCCGAGGACAGGUGCAAGACCGAACACUUGCAAUCCCAGGUCGCCUUCUUGUCCAGCACCCUCAACUUGACCCUCCUGAUGGCCAGCUUCCUGGCCACACCCGUCUUUUCUCGCUUGGCCCUGACCGCCGGAAAGAGGACUGUUCUUCUCAUCAACGCCGCAAGCUACAUGUUGCGCAUGAUCCUGUUCACGGCCGUGGUCUACUUUCAUACCUUGGCCGAUGUCUGGUGGGUGCUUGGGCUGUGGCUUUUGGAGCUGGUUGGAGGCGGGAUUCCCGUCCGGGAGGUCCUGUUGUGGAUGUACAUGGCAGAGAGCGUCCCGGAAGACGGACUAACCGGCGCUUUCAAUAUUCUGAGCGCUAUUCUAAUUGGCAUGAUGUCCGUCGGGACCUUUAUCGGCGCUCUGCUUCUCCGGCACCACGUCUGGCUGCUGUGCUCGAUAGUCAUUGCCAUCUGCGCCCUUGUCGUCCUCUUGAUCUGCCUGCUUCCAAACCAUCACAAGUCCCUCUAUGCCGAGCAAGAAAACAUCUUGGAUGACGAGCAGAGUCCUCGCUCAUCCCUCUCACACUCAUCGUCACCCACCACUUCGCUUCUCGACGGGGCGGCGGGUUCUCACCUCGCCUCGCAUGGCCCCCCGGCAGCCCUGUGGCGGUCCGUUCUCCGUGCUGCCUCAGUCGAUCUGUUCCUGUCUCUACAGCUCGUCCUACAGGCGCUCCGGAAUCCCCUAACCCUCAGGGUCAUGAGCAUAUUCUUCACUUACACGCUGGCCGGCACCGUCUCGGGCACCUCGCAGCAAUGGGCCUCGAGCACCUUCCGCACGACCUUGGCAAACGUCGACAAGAUCACGUCCAUGGAGCAGGUCAUCUCGGCCGUCGUUCUCUUCGCCCUGCCAGCCGUCUCGCAGCAACUGCUCCGGCCACGCCUCCGCGGCAAACAGGACACGGACCUUUGCGUCAUCACCGCCAGCUUGGUGCUGGCCGUGUUUGGGGCCCUCAUCAUGGCCGUGGCGCCGUCCAUUGGCGUGUACGCUUCGGGCGUGGCCGUCUCCGCGCUGGGCGUCGGCCUGGCCGACUCGUUGCGAUCGUUUGCCACGAGCGCACUGUCCGACACCGAGACCCUGCAGAGCCUCUACAUGAGCAUCCGGACCAUGCAGUCGCUGGCGGCUAUUGUCGGAACCCCGCUGUGGGCAGGCAUUUUCCUGUUCAUCCUCAAAAGCGACGGCGGAUUGCCGCCAGGCCUCCUCUUCUUCGCCACUUGCCUCGUCUUGCUGGUCUCGCUGUAUUCGACGAUGCCCUUGCGCGUGUAUAGAUAG